Molecule: messenger RNA, 1219 nt
Organism: Trematosphaeria pertusa
Lineage: Eukaryota; Fungi; Ascomycota; Dothideomycetes; Pleosporales; Trematosphaeriaceae
Exons: 1
Coding region: 256-903 (215 amino acids)
Source: RefSeq, a predicted model, not a curated record
GAAUGACGAUGUGGGUGGUUUUUGGAACAAGGUGGUCUCUUUGUAAGAAGGCAAGUGAAACAUGGGUGUGGACAGAGUAUAUAGGUUCCUUGUGGUCACGACACUGGAUUCCUUUCUACUCUUUCAUAUCCAGCUACCAGUUUGGGUCCUCUUUUCAUCCUACAUACUUCUACACACUCUCGUCGACUACCAGAAAGAGCCGCAUACCGCUUAGGCCGACCAAUCACACCACAAAAAAUCACACCCCUAACCACAAUGUCCUUCGUCCGCUACCACCACUCGCACUCCCGCGAGCGCAACAACGACGACGACCCUUUCUACACUGCGCGCCCCCUCGUCCGCCGCAACUCUAAGCGCCAGCGCCUCGACAUCUACGACGACGAUGAGUACGACGACUACCCCUACUCGUCGUCCCAUCGCCCAGCCAAGCCGUCCCGCGCCCUAACCAUCCGCAACCAGCCCUCCCAGCUCGAAAAAUACAACGUCUGGUCCAGCCCUUCCACCUCACACGACUAUUCACCCCGUCGUCGCGCCGACGACGAUGAGGACGACGACGACUACGCAGGCAGCCGCUACAAAUACACAGUCAAGCGGUACACCACCCGGCCCUCACACUCGGAUGACGAAGACGAGCGCGAGAGGGAGUUCCGGCUCAAAGUCAAGGCGACGUUUGGUCGGCCCAAGUCGUCGCACUCCUCUUCGCACAGGGCGACGGCUUGGUCGGGCGAUCUGUUCCGGCGGCGCGAGAAGUGGGAGGACGAGGACUACGAGAGCAGGGACAGGGAGCGCGGGGAUGCGUUUUGGGAUGAGGAGAGGGAGAGGGAGAGGACGGUGCGAUAUCGCCGGAUUAAGAGGACGAAGACCGAGGAGUGGAAGCCAUUGAGUGGGUGGAGGAGGGUGUGAGCGGGUUUCCCUUUUUGGCUUUCUCUUUCUUUCUUUUCGACUAUUUUUUUUUGGGUAGGCGUGGGACGUGGAGGAUAGACUGAUUCACGUGGGAUGGAUGCCUAGACUGCUUCUUCGAUGGCUUGAUUUUCGGCGCUGGGGAUGGGAGAUCGGGGAUGGCGUUCCGGUACCGAAUGGGGUUUCGCUCUGCUCUGUUCGUUGGUGUUUCGUUAGGAAGGCAUGUCGAAGCUAGAUACCCACAGAAGCAGUAACGAAUGUAUGAUGUGUAUGAGUAGGAGAAGCAAAUUCCAAGGAACCACGACGUUGAUUGCUGUGA